Paramisgurnus dabryanus is the source of this 10926-nucleotide messenger RNA. The record is from RefSeq and is a predicted model, not a curated record. NCBI's taxonomy places the organism in Eukaryota, Metazoa, Chordata, Actinopteri, Cypriniformes, Cobitidae.
UAUGUAAACUGAAAAACUGAAAGUAAAAAAGCAGUGUAAGUGAAACUAGAUUUAAUCUGAAACUUCUACUGGGAAAGAUGUCUAGUAAAAUGGACGCAGGUGACACCCAGAAGCUCUCAGAUCUGAGGAUUGUGUUAAUAGGGAACAGAAGAUCUGGUAAGAGUUCAUCAGGAAACAUCAUCCUGAACAGAGAGGAGUUUGACUUGAAGAGAUCUGCUCAGUGUGUGAAGAGACAGAGAGAAGUAGCAGACAGACACAUCACUGUGAUUGAAGCUCCUGGAUGGUGGAGAAAUUAUACUGUAGAGAAGAGCACAGAGUUACUGAAAGAAGAGAUUUUACUCAGUGUGUCUCUGUGUCCUCCAGGACCUCACAUUGUUCUUCUGGUUAUACGUGUGGACAGAAGAUUUAAAGAGGAUGAGAGAAAAGUAUUACAGGGUUAUGUUGAUCUUCUGGGUGAGAGAGUCUGGAGUCACACUAUAGUGCUCUUCACUCAUGGAGACUUUCUAGGAAACACAACUAUAGAGAAACACAUUGAGAGUGAAGGUGAGGAUCUCCAGUGGCUGGUGAAGAAAUGUGGGAACAGAUAUCAUCUUCUCAACAAUAACAACAGAAGUGAUGAGACUCAGAUCAAAGAUCUGCUGGAGAAGAUAGAGGAGACAGUGACAGAAAACAACGGCCGCCAUUUUGAAAUGGACAGAAAGAUUUUACAGAAGAUGAAAGAGAGAAGGAGAGCAGAGGAAGAGAGAGCAGAAGAACGAAUGAAGAGGAUGAAGAAACAGAGAGAGAUGAUCAGAUCACAGUUGAGUGAAACUCAGAAGCUCUCAGAUCUGAGGAUUGUGUUAAUGGGGUAUAAAGGAUCUGGUAAGAGUUCAUCAGGAAACAUCAUCCUGAACAGAGAGGAGUUUGACUUGAAGAGAUCUGCUCAGUGUGUGAAGAGACUGAGAGAAGUAGCAGACAGACACAUCACUGUGAUUGAAGCUCCUGGAUGGUGGAGAAAUCAACCUGUAGAGAAGAGCACUGAGUUACUGAAAGAAGAGAUUUUACUCAGUGUGUCUCUGUGUCCUCCAGGACCUCACAUUGUUCUUCUGGUUAUACGUGUGGACAGAAGAUUUAAAGAUGUUGAGAGAAAAGUAUUUCAGGGUUAUGUUGAUCUUCUGGGUGAGAGAGUCUGGAGUCACACUAUGGUGCUCUUCACUUAUGGAGACUUUCUAGGAGACACAACUAUAGAGCAACACAUUGAGAGUGAAGGUGAGGAUCUCCAGUGGCUGGUGGAGAAAUGUGGGAACAGAUAUCAUCUUCUCAACAAUAACAACAGAAGUGAUGAGACUCAGAUCAAAGAUCUGCUGGAGAAGAUAGAGGAGACAGUGACAGAAAACAACGGCUGCCAUUUUGAAAUGGACAGAAAGAUUUUACAGAAGAUAGAAGAGAGAAGGAGAGCAGAGGAAGAGAGAGCAGAAGAACGAAUGAAGAGGAUGAAGAAACAGAGAGAGAUGAUCAGAUCACAGAUGAGUGACACUCAGAAGCUCUCAGAUCUGAGGAUUGUGUUAAUGGGGUAUAAAUUUGCUGGUAAGAGUUCAUCAGGAAACAUCAUCCUGAACAGAGAGGAGUUUGACUUGAAGACAUCUGCUCGGUGUGUGAAGAGACAGAGAGAAGUAGCAGACAGACACAUCACUGUGAUUGAAGCUCCUGGAUGGUGGAGAAAUAAACCUGUAGAGAAGAGCACUAAGUUACUGAAAGAAGAGAUUUUACUCAGUGUGUCUCUUUGUCCUCCAGGACCUCACAUUGUUCUUCUUGUUAUACGUGUGGAUUACAGAUUUAAAGAAAAUAGGAUAAAAGUAUUUCAGGGUUAUGUUGAUCUUCUGGGUGAGAGAGUCUGGAGUCACACUAUAGUGCUUUUCACUUGUGGAGACUUUCUAGGAGACACAACUAUAGAGAAACACAUUGAGAGUGAAGGUGAGGAUCUCCAGUGGCUGGUGGAGAAAUGUGGGAACAGAUAUCAUCUUCUCAACAAUAACAACAGAAGUGAUGAGACUCAGAUCAAAGAUCUGCUGGAGAAGAUAGAGGAGACAGUCACAGAAAACAACGGCCGCCAUUUUGAAAUGGACAGAAAGAUUUUACAGGAGACAGAAGACAGAAGGAGAGCAGAGGAUGAGAGAGCAGAAGAACGAAUGAAGAGGAUAAAGAAACAGAGAGAGAUGAUCAGAUCACAGAUGGAAAACAUCAGAGAUAAGCUUGUGGUUGGCAUCAAAGAUAAAGAGCUUUCAAGAAAGUUGCAGCUGAUGACAGACCUUACCUUAGACACAGCGGUGCUGAUGGUGAGGCAGGUGGAGGAUAUUGCCCAGCAGGUGAGCCAACAGGAGGAAGCACAAACAAAGAAAUCAAAAGAAACCUCGGAUCUUGGAAAGGGUGGGUCUCCUAAAAGAGACUUUUUGAAGUCGGGUGGCCAAAACCAACUGGAAGCCAACCGGCGGACAACCAUCCUCUCCUCCAGGACCACCACAAAUAUAGGAACAUGGAACGUAAGAACCAUGUUCCAAACUGGAAAAACUUCCGAAGUUGCUGCUGAAAUGCAGAAGUACCAGCUGGACAUUUUAGGCAUUAGUGAGUCUCGAUGGACAGGCUCAGGCCAGAUAAAACUCAACACAGGGGAGCUGCUAUUAUAUUCAUGGCAUGAGGAGGAAGAUGCACCACACAGCCAAGGAGUAGCACUAAUGCUCUCCAGAAAAGCCCAGAAUGCACUCAUAGGGUGGGAAGCGCAUGGCUCUCGCAUAAUUACCGCAAGAUUCAAGACUAAGAAACAGAAAGUAAAGGUCGACAUCCUUCAGGUGUAUGCUCCUACCAAUGACAGUAAAGAAGAAGACAAGGAAGUUUUUUAUUGCAGACUGCGAUCCAUUGUCCAAAAGUGUCCUAGGAGCAAUAUAAUUUUACUAAUGGGUGACCUUAAUGCUAAAAUAGGCAGCAAAAACAAAGGCUUUGAAGAAUGCAUGGGAACACAAGGCUUGGGAGAAAUGAACGAAAAUGGUGAAAGGUUGGCUGAUCUAUGUGCCUUAGAGGGACUGGUCAUUGGAGGAAGCCUCUUCAUGCAUAAAAAUAUCCACAAAGCGACAUGGAUCUCACCAGAUAUGUCAACGGCCAACCAAAUUGACCAUAUAUGUAUAUGCAAAAAAUUUAGAAGAUCUCUCCAAGAUGUUAGGGUUAAAAGAGGUGCAGACGUAGCAUCAGACCAUCAUCUACUAACUGCCAAAAUAAAACUUAAGCUGAAAAAGAACUGGACUAAUGGGGGAAAUAAGCGACAACGUUUCAACACCAACCUCUUGAAAAAUGAGUCCAAACUAAAAGAAUUCGAAAUCACCAUCUCUAACAAAUUCCAGGUACUACAAGAUCUAGGUGAAGAGGCAACUAUAGACCAAAAUUGGAAGGACAUCAAAGAGAUCUUCACAACCACAUGCGAAGAAGUGCUGGGCCCCUGGCAACAAACACACAAAGAAUGGAUUUCCGCUGAAACCAUGGAGAAAAUCCAAUAUAGGAAAAAGAAGAAAGAAAUUUUAAACAACAGCCGCACUAGAACUGAAAAGGCUAAGGCAGUAGCAGAGUACACAGAAGCAAAUAAAGAAGUUAAACCAGCUUACCAUAGAAACACAAGAGAACUAUACAGCACAAUCCAAAAGCUGUCUGGAAAAUUCAUCAAACCAGAGAGACCAGUCAAAACUAAAGAUGGACAAUCGAUACCGGAUAAAGAGGGUCAGGAAAAAAGAUGGAUAGAGCAUUUCCAAGAACUCCUUAAUCGACCUGCCCCACAACACACUUUCAACAUAGAACCAGCGGAACAAGAUCUAGAAAUAGACUGUAACACACCUACAAAACAAGAGAUACAAAGAGCAAUUAAACAAUUAAAGAAAGGUAAGGCAGCUGGCCCAGACAGAAUACCAUCAGAAGCCUUGAAAGCAGACACUACAACUAGCACUGAGAUGCUACACAAAUUAUUUAAGAAAAUAUGGGAGGAAGAACAGAUCCCACUAGAAUGGAAAGAAGGGCAUCUCAUUAAGCUCCCAAAGAAAGGUGAUCUUAGUUCCUGCUCCAAUUACAGGGGAAUAACUCUGCUGUCAAUACCAAGCAAAGUAUUUAGCAGAGUACUGCUAAACAGAAUGAGGGAGGCAAUAGACACCCAACUUAGGGACCAACAAGCAGGCUUCAGAAAAGAUAGAUCUUGCACCGAUCAGAUUGCAACACUGCGAAUUAUAGUGGAACAAUCUCUGGAGUGGAACUCAUCACUAUACAUCAACUUCAUAGAUUACGAGAAGGCCUUUGAUAGUGUCGACAGAGAUACUUUGUGGAAACUGUUAAGACACUACGGGGUACCACAAAAAUUAACAGAUAUAAUCAAGGCCUCCUAUGAAGGACUAUCCUGCAGAAUUGUUCAUGGCCAACAAACAACUGAGGCCUUUGGAGUACAGACUGGUGUCAGACAGGGCUGUUUGCUCUCACCCUUCUUAUUCUUGUUGGCCAUUGACUGGAUCAUGAAAAUGUCUACAGAGCAAAAGAGAAAUGGCAUUCAGUGGACACUAUGGAAACAGCUUGAUGACCUGGAUUUCGCAGAUGACCUGGCCCUACUCUCACAUACACAGCAACAAAUGCAAGAGAAAACCAGCUCUGUAGCACAUUACUCUGCAUGCAUCGGCCUGAACAUACAUAGAGAAAAGAGAAAAGUCCUAAAAGUUAAUACAUCAAGCACUUCACCUAUAAUAUUAGAGGGGGCGAUUCUGGAGGAAGUGGAAAGCUUCACUUAUCUCGGAAGCAUCAUCAACAUACAAGGAGGGACUGAUGCUGACAUAAAAGCAAGAAUUGGCAAGGCAAGAGUUGCUUUCAACCAAUUGAAAAAGAUCUGGUCCUGUAGUAACUUGACCCUCAAGACUAAAGUCAGGUUAUUCAACACCACUGUGAAGCCUGUCUUAAUGUAUGGAGCAGAAACAUGGCGAACAACAGCAGCUGGCUUAAAAAAGCUACAGACAUUUAUCAAUUCAUGUCUCCGAAAGAUCCUCAGAAUCCGCUGGCCCAAUAUCAUCACCAAUGAAGAGCUCUGGCGACGCACUCAACAGGAACCCAUUGAAGAAUUAAUCCGUCAACGCAGAUGGAAAUGGAUUGGCCACACCCUCAGAAAGCCAGCCUCCAGCAUCACCAGACAAUCCCUUACCUGGAAUCUGCAAGGCAAGAGAAAAAGUGGUCGUCCCAGAAUAACCUGGAGAAGGGAGCUGGAGGCAGACAUCAAAAAGAGUGACGAGACGACAGGCGACGAUGAUGAUGAUGAAGAUGAAAACCUCCUAGGAGGUUUAGAUGGAGUUGCGGUGUACAUGGACGAUCUAAUAGUUCACGGCGAAACCAGAGAGCAGCACAAUGAGCACCUAAGGCGUGUUCUGGUGGGGAUCAAACUUUACAAAGGAAAUAUAUGGGUAGUCUAUGACGCUCAGAAGCUCUCAGAUCUGAGGAUUGUAUUAAUAGGGAAAAGAAGAUCUGGUAAGAGUUCAUCAGGAAACAUCAUCCUGAACAGAGAGGAGUUUGACUUGAAGACAUCUGCUCAGUGUGUGAAGAGACAGAGAGAAGUAGCAGACAGACACAUCACUGUGAUUGAAGCUCCUGGAUGGUGGAAAACACCUGUAGAGGAGAGCACUGAGUUACUGAAAGAAGAGAUUUUACUCAGUGUGUCUCUGUGUCCUCCAGGACCUCACAUUGUUCUUCUGGUUAUACGUGUGGACAGAAGAUUUAAAGAUGUUGAGAGAAAAGUAUUUCAGGGUUAUGUUGAUCUUCUGGGUGAGAGAGUCUGGAGUCACACUAUAGUGCUCUUCACUCAUGGAGACUUUCUAGGAAACACAACUAUAGAGAAACACAUUGAGAGUGAAGGUGAGGAUCUCCAGUGGCUGGUGGAGAAAUGUGGGAACAGAUAUCAUCUUCUCAACAAUAACAACAAAAGUGAUGAGACUCAGAUCAAAGAUCUGCUGGAGAAGAUAGAGGAGACAGUGACAGAAAACAACGGCUGCUGUUUUGAAUUGGACAGAAAGAGAGCAGAAGGAGAGAGAGCAAGAUCACACAUUAAGAUCAGCUCUGAGCCUUCACUUAUAAUGCCUGAUGAGUUUGGAGAACACCAGACAAGAGAUCAGAGAUCAUUCCUUCAUGCAGAAUCUCUCCAGAUCCUUCAGAUUCCAGCUCCAUGUUGGUGCUUCUUCUCUUCAGUUCCCUUUCACGUCGUGAACGUGGAAUUGGGAACCACUCCGCGGGACUUGAGUUCGAGUGAGUGCGUUGCCUCUCCCUGUGUGUUUCACCAGCUUGCACAAAGAGUAUUUCCCUUAAAGAGCAGCACGUUUGAGCUUUGUGUCUUUGUAAAGACAGCCACUUAUUCGUGUCACGGUUGGGGUCGUCUUUUUAAAGAUGGAUUUCCGUCCGUGCUCCGUUUCUGGAUGCGGUGUGUUCAACGCCCCUCCGUCUGCGAGGGCAUGACUAUGGCGGAUUUGCAGAGACGGGUGUCGUUCCUCCGGCAACGGCGCCCGCCUUCCAAGUCUGGUGCUGCUAAGAGCGUAGUCACCAGGCUUGCGAAGGAUGAUCUCCGUAUAACGGUGCUGGGUCGGUCUGCUGGUACGUCCAACAGCUCCCAGCGCCCUGAUCUGUUGCCAGCGGAGGUCCCGAUGGAGACUAGCGGGCCGUGUUCUAUGGUGUCCUCGCGCUCUGUCGAGCCUCCACCGGACGCGAUGUCCACCCAACCUAAAAAAGCGAAAAAGGACAAAUCUAGCGAUCUUUUCUGUCGUGGUUGGAGACUGACGCGAGAGCAUGUAUCAUUCUCUACACUCAACGAGCAGCAGGUGCUGCUAGACAAUCACAAGCAGCCCGGUCCUCACGUGCAGUCCGCCAGAGUCCCUCACACCCGCAACGACAGAGCGAUGGAAGUACAACAAGCUCAAAGCCGACGACUCGCUCAGCGUGGAUGCAUUGGCACACAGCUGGCCGCGAAACAUGCGCAAAUACGCGUUCCCUCCGGUGAGCCUCAUUGCGCAAACCCUAUGCAAGAUCCGGGAGGACGAGGAGAGUGUGCUGUUGGUAGCACCGUAUUGGACAACCAGGAGUUGGUUUCCAGAAAUCUCUCUCCUCGCGAAGAUUCCCCUGAGGAAGGACCUUCUUUCUCAACAAGAGGGCACAUUAUGGCACCCGCGCCCCGACCUGUGGAACCUCCAUGUGUGGUCUCUGGACGGGGCAUGGAGGAUUUGAGUGACACCCAGAAGCUCUCAGAUCUGAGGAUUGUGUUAAUAGGGAACAGAAGAUCUGGUAAGAGUUCAUCAGGAAACAUCAUCCUGAACAGAGAGGAGUUUGACUUAAAGAGAUCUGCUCAGUGUGUGAAGAGACAGAGAGAAGUAGCAGACAGACACAUCACUGUGAUUGAAGCUCCUGGAUGGUGGAUUGAUGAACCUGUAGAGAAGAGCACUGAGUUACUGAAAGAAGAGAUUUUACUCAGUGUGUCUCUGUGUCCUCCAGGACCUCACAUUGUUCUUCUGGUUAUACGUGUGGAUGACAGGUUUACAGAUAAUAGGAUAAAAGUAUUUCAGGGUUAUGUUGAUCUUCUCAGUGAGAGAGUCUGGAGUCACACUAUAGUGCUCUUCACUCAUGGAGACUUUUUAGGAGACACAACUAUAGAGAAACACAUUGAGAGUGAAGGUGAGGAUCUCCAGUGGCUGGUGGAGAAAUGUGGGAACAGAUAUCAUCUUCUCAACAAUAACAACAGAAGUGAUGAGACUCAGAUCAAAGAUCUGCUGGAGAAGAUAGAGGAGACAGUGACAGAAAACAACGGCUGCUGUUUUGAAAUGGGCAGAAAGAUUUUACAGGAGAUAGAAGACAGAAGGAGAGCAGAGGAUGAGAGAGCAGAAGAACGAAUGAAGAGGAUGAAGAAACAGAGAGAGAUGAUCAGAUCACAGAUGAGUGACAGUCAGAAGCUCUCAGAUCUGAGGAUUGUGUUAAUGGGGUAUAAAUAUGCUGGUAAGAGUUCAUCAGGAAACAUCAUCCUGAACAGAGAGGAGUUUGACUUGAAGACAUCUGCUCAGUGUGUGAAGAGACAGAGAGAAGUAGCAGACAGACACAUCACUGUGAUUGAAGCUCCUGGAUGGAGGAUUGAUGAACCUGUAGAGAAGAGCUCUGAGUUACUGAAAGAAGAGAUUUUACUCAGUGUGUCUCUGUGUCCUCCAGGACCUCACAUUGUUCUUCUGGUUAUACGUGUGGACAGAAGAUUUAAAGAUGUUGAGAGAAAAGUAUUUCAGGGUUAUGUUGAUCUUCUGGGUGAGAGAGUCUGGAGUCACACUAUAGUGCUCUUCACUCAUGGAGACUUUCUAGGAAACACAACUAUAGAGAAACACAUUGAGAGUGAAGGUGAGGAUCUCCAGUGGCUGGUGGAGAAAUGUGGGAACAGAUAUCAUCUUCUCAACAAUAACAACAGAAGUGAUGAGACUCAGAUCAAAGAUCUGCUGGAGAAGAUAGAGGAGACAGUGACAGAAAACAACGGCUGCUGUUUUGAAUUGGACAGAAAGAGAGCAGAAGGUGAGAGAACAAGAUCACACAUUAUGAGAGAAGAUGAGAUGUCUGAUACAGUAUCUCUGAUGAGUUCUGGUUUUGGUUCAUUCAGAUCUCGAUCAGGGGCAGACAACAGUUCAGUUUUUGCAUCAUCACACUCAAGAGAUCAACCUCUCCACUUUGGAGAUGGAUCAAGUUAUAACACAGUAUCACGACAGCCAUUUAUGAGAGGAGAUGAGAUGUCUGAUACAGUCUCUCUGGGAAGUUCUGGUUUUGGUUCGUUCAGAUCUCGAUCAGGUGGAGACAGCAGUUCAGUUUUUGCAUCAUCACACUCAAGAGAUCAACCUCUCCACUUUGCUGAUGGAUCUUCACACUCCACUUCUGAGUCUGAGGAACAUUCAGGAACCAAAAGAACAAAGAACCCAGCCAGGGUCUUAAGUUUUUUAAGAAGAGGCAAACAGAAUAAAUAAGGAGAAUACAGAAACUGCAAUAUUUGUUUCCCCCUAAAAUUAUUGAAAUAAAUUGUCCCUGACAUAACAUACAUUUUGUAAUAAAGAGUUAUCCAUCCAUUUAAAACCCCAUUCACACAGUACUUUGAAUCCCCCGUAAAGAGGUCCUUGAAACAUUUUUGGAAAGCAUUAUAUGUGAACAAGAUGCAGAAACAAUGCCACAAGGAGAGUGCUGUGGUAAGGACGCAGGUGUCAUCUCAACCAGAAGUUAUGAUUCAACUCUUUGACACAGGGCUUUAAAUGCGAUCAACAUUCACAAGAGAAAUGUUGGCAAACUGGAUGCCGAAGCUGAGAUCAUUUACCAGCAUGACAGCGCAUCAUGCGCUCCUUAUGAUCUUGUCAUAAACUAAAAUCCAUGUGUGUGGUUUUUUUGAGAGAGAAAUCACACAUAAUUAGCAAACUUCAGACGCUGUGGAAAUAACGCGUCCCGUGUCUUUGAAGGAUCUUUACGGUAUGUGUGUAAAUGCACGCACAGAUUCUGGAAAAUCAGUGGCAGUGUGAAUGAACCAAAAAUCAAACAAUCCUGGACUUAUCCCGGAUGCAUUUUCUGUGUAUUUUCUGUAAUAUCGGUGUGAAAAGGGCUUAAGAAAUUGAAAUGAAUUUACUACCCUCAUGUUUCAGUUUAACUGAUAAAGGUAACUAACAUCAAUGAACCCAGUAGAGCAGGUAGCACAGAAUAAGUAUGUAACCGCUUAAACAGUGUGUGUCCUGGCAUUUAAAAACAGCUGGGUGAAGUGCAGAGCAACCAUAUUAAGCACAAGCUAGAAUGUUUAUUGCCUUUAUAAUUUUUAUGGAGUCUUAAUAUGAUAUUGAUAUUUAAUUUCUAGUCUAAAGGUGGAGAUCAGAAACUGCUCAGCUGUGCACAAGGUGAAGGUCAUUUGCGAUUUAUAGAUUUUAUAUCUAAAAGAAAGGGUAAACGUGUUUUCAGUGGAAAUGUUCAUUCUAUGAAUCACACAUAGCAUUUUUAAAAAUUAUGGUGAGGUCAAAUUUAGGAUGGUUUCUACGCAGCAUUUUAUAUAGGCCCCAGGUAAUGAGAAUUGAUAAUGUGUUUGUAAACCACCGAUACAGUUUAAAAUUAUUUAGUUUAACAUUAUUUUUUUGUUCAUUCUAACUUAAGGCAAUGUAACUAUUAACUACACUGUAAAAAAAUGCAACAAAAAAUUAAAACAACUUGGUUUUGCAAGUCACUUCAACAUAUUAUUAUUUUAAGUUUUUACUUCAAUGCCAUUUUAUAAUCUGAACCUUUUCUCAUCAUAAAGAGAACAGAAAGAUUCUUCAGAUGUUAAUGGGUUUUUUUUCUAUGGCAUCAUGAUGAAGCAUCUUUAUAUUUAAGAGUGUACAGUAAUUAAAGUGAUUGUCUGUGGGUGUUGUGAAUAAAUAAUUUUGGUAAGUUUAUUAGCAUAAAGGUUAUUGAAUGAACUGAGAAUAAAAGUAGGAAAUCUAUACUCAAUUCAUGGUUAAAAAUAAUGCAGUUUUGAUCCUUUGUAUGUACAGAGCAUUGGUUUGUGUAUUUUUUGUACAUUCAGAUGAGGUGUCACUAAAAUCACACAAACAACAUAAAUCAAAUGAUUGCUGUUUUUUGCCUUUCCUACGUGAUAAAGAAAUGUUAUUUCUUAAAAUGUAUAAUUUUAAUAAAAAAUCCUGUAUAAUGUUACACAAAUAAACAGACCUAAUCUCACUUUGAUAGAAUUUGAUAGAAAUCAAGAUUUGAUUUUAAAAUACAUCCAUUUACCUAUCAUAAGAUGUUCAAAUUACUAGUAGCAAAAAUGUAAUGUUUAUUUACUUGUCCAUAUCUAUAACGCCACAUUUGCAAUAUUUGUCUUUGUUUAUUGAAUCAUUGCUUUGCUGUAAAUAUGAGCAAAUAAAGUGAUGAAGA